CCAGAAGCAACUCUUUGAAAAUUCCUAGAAUAAACUCCAGGAAGAUUCCCAGGAGGAGCUCUUGGAGGAAACUCAUUUAGAAAUUCUGGAGAAAUCUCAAAGACGAUUCUAUAGGGAAGCCAGCAAAAUGAUUUGAAGGAAUCGAAGAUCGAAGUUCAAGACGAAACUCCUGUAGAAAUUUCACAACUUGAAGGAUUCUGUUAAGGAAGUCUUGGAGAUAUUCUUGGACGAGUUCGAGAAGCAUUUCCUGAAUGGAUGCCAAAGAGAAAUAUUUGAAAAAUCCCGAAAACUCCUGAUGAAAUCUCAGAAAAACUUUGAGAGGGAUCAUAGGAAGAACUAGAGGAUCCCCAGAAGGAGUUCCUUAAGAAAUUAGUUAUAGAAGAAUUCCGAAACUCGUCCCAAUUGAAACAAGCUAAAGGCCUCAAUUCAAAACGCCCCUGGAAAUCACCUUAUAACUGCCUUUAAAUUCACCCAUAAACUUCGGCUCAACUCUGCCUCUACCCACAAGUACGUUGUCUUGGUCUAGUAAGUUUAUUUAUCGUCAAGCUACAGUACUGGACAGAAUAAAGUACACAUAAUUUCAUAAAAAGUUAAAUUUCAAGCUAUUAAGUGUGCCCAGUUAAAUUUUGAAGUCAGUCUUUGCAAUGAAAGCUGAGAUUCAGAGCUUCAAACUUGAGCAUUUUGUAUGAAAAUUGACCAAUGCGUAUUUUAUUCUGGCCAGUACUGUAUAUCUUCGCUGAUUUUUUUUUGCAGAAAAGCUGUUGGCGCGCGAGAAACCAACUGGCAACACGGAUCAAUCCUGAUUUGACAGGCGGUCGUGGAUACUACCUACCUCCUGAGACGUCAUUCUGUCAUCGUGAUAGAUCGUAAUGACUAAGCAUUAUUAUGCAUUGCAUCUGAACUGAUUUAUUUAUAUUGAAUAUCAAAAGUAAUCGAAUUUGUAAAAUUAGUUUAAAUUUAUUAAUAUUGUUUGCCGGUUCACGAAUUAGAAGUAUGUAGCCUAUAGGCAGCCGUUACACCUACUAGUGGAGAGAAUUUAUAUAGCCCAAGCUGAUAGUACUAUACAGUAAGCUAGAUCUUGACUGCUUAAAUACGUGCAUAUUACGAUCUUAAAUUUAGUUUCAGGAGGUCUAGCAGACCGAAUACUUAAGGUUGAUAUUAGGAUAGGACAUUCGGAAAGUCCACUGAAUUGUAAGUAGAGUAGCUACGAUCUUAUCCAUGUUCCUUUCCAUAACCGCAAACAUAUUUUCAGCUUUGAAGCACCUUCUAAUAAACCGCUUUCGAACAUCAGUGCGAACUUUUUGUCCUGUAUCAACAUCUUCAAAGAAUUCAUGGCAAACGACAUGGAUUCGGUUGGCACACCCGAUCCGAUAAACUCAGGAUGUGUUGCGUGCAACAGAUCGCAUACGGCGGAUAACUUCGUAUGUUGCGAUAAAUGUAACUGCUGGUGGCACUUUUCGUGCGCUGGUGUAACGGCAUCUGUCGAAAAUCGUGAUUGGCUCUGCUCACGGUGUCUACCAGUUACACACGCCCGAGUAUCACUGGCUUCAUCCGCUGGAUCAGUCACUUCUAGUCAGCGGCGGCGUCACGAAGAACAUCUAGCUCUCCUGGCGGAGCAACAACAGUUAGAGAAGCAGCAGCUGCAACAGGAGCAUGAACUGCAACGGAAACAUCUGGAGCAAAAACGCCAACUAUUGUCAGUGCAGGAAGCUGACGAGAACCAAAGCGUUCGUAGUCGUCGUUCCGUCCACUCCCGCACUAGUCAGUGGGUCAACAAACAUGCAGAUAUCGUACCUGUGUGCGAGGAAGGUGGCGCAGUGGGAGGAAUCUUACCCCAGCAGGGCGCCCACUCAUCACAGGUAAACGGUAACCAGUGGCUAGCGGGUCAAGAUCCAUCAGAGUCGCAAGUCAUCAAGGAGCUUCAAAACAAGUUGAGGCAGAAUGAAGCAGAUUCUCGGCAACAGAUCGAAAUUCUGAAAACCCAACUCGAGAAACUACAAGUCGAGUUACAAACUAAAGGAGCUGAUCAAACGACCUCAAUAACAAUCGAAAGAGGAGCAAUACCAAAACAUCGCCCGGUGUUGCGGAACGUGCCUCCGGUGUCAGUACGCCAGUCUAACCCGAUCGAUUGGGAAAUAUCUCCCGUAGAAAUGGGAACAUCCAAACCAGUAGCAACAGAACAGCAGGUCAGCCGCGUAUUCCGAGGUCAAGUGGAUGUAGGAGCCCCGAUGAUGCCCACCAUUCCGAAUCAAGAAUCUCCAGUUGUAGAUACGGAACAACAGCGAGGCCUUCCGACUACUGCGAUCAACAGAGACCGCAUACAAAAAUCCGUCACGAACAAUUCGGUACAGAAUCGCCCACCACCGGAAAGGCGGCCUGGUACUAUGCCGAUGCCACAGAUGCCCCUCGGGAAUCAGGCAAGAUCGUUUGAUUUUCCUCCACCGGUAGCCCACCAUGGAAACGUGACUAGAAUUACAUUAUCACCAGAACAACUGACGGCCAGGCAGGUGCUCCCACGCGACUUGCCAGUGUUCUCCGGGGAUCCAGCUGAUUGGCCCGUAUUUAUUAGCAACUACAACUACACCACUGAAGCCUGUGGGUAUAGUGAAGGCGAAAACAUGAUUCGGCUACAACGCUGCCUAAAGGGUGCCGCCUGGGAAUCGGUGAGGAGUAGGCUGAUCCUCCCAGCAUCUGUACCCCAGGUCAUCGAAUCUCUGCGGAUGCGGUUUGGCCGAGCCGAUCUAUUAAUUGAAUCGCUUAUUGAAAAGGUCAGAACAUCUUCAGCUUUGAGAGCUGAUAAGCUAGACACGUUGAUAGAGUUCGGAACAUUGGUUCAAGGACUCCGUGAUCAUAUCAUCGCAGCAGAGCUGUUAGAGCAUCUGGAAAAUCCAACGCUCCUCAAGGAUCUGGUAAAUAAGCUCCCUGUGGACUAUAAAAUGAAGUGGGCGGGCUAUCGAAGGCAGGCUGGUGCUGUUAACCUAGAAACGUUCAGCAUGUUUAUGGCAGGAAUUGUGGAGGACGCAUAUAGCGUGUCAACCCUAGCGCCAAGUGAAAGGCCACCGAGACGUGACAAACAACACACCGAUAGAAGUUUUGUACACAACGAAACUGACGUGAACGAUCUGGCUCUAAAUCAUGAAAACAGGAAAGAAACUCGUAAUGUUUCCGAAAUCGUAUGUUCAUUUUGCCGCAAACCUGGGCACCGAACGAAGGAAUGUACAUCCUUUUUAGCCCUGACCGUCGACGAACGCUGGAAACAGGUACACAACCAAGGACUCUGUCGAACAUGUCUAUUCGGACACGGGCGCAGAACAUGUCGUAGCACGAACCGCUGUGGAGUAGACGGUUGCUACUUCCGUCAUCAUCCACUGCUACACUCUCGCAUUUCGAUUCCUCAGCACCAAGCAGUUGAACAUAAUGUACAUCAACAAGAGAUCGAUCUAACCAAAUUGUUUUUCCGUAUCAUACCUGUGACACUCCAUGGACCGACAGGAAGCAUAGAUACGUUUGCCUUCUUAGAUGAAGGUUCGUCGUUGACGAUGAUAGAGACCAGUUUAGCGAACAAACUAGGAAUCGACGGGCAGGAACAUCCACUUUGCCUAAAAUGGACAGGUAACAUCACGCGCGAGGAGAAACAGUCCUGCAGAAUCGCCUUGGAGAUAUCAGGACUACGGAACAAAAAACGUUAUUGGAUGAGCGACGUUGGUACAGUUCCAUCACUGGACUUGCCUGUACAAACUCUGCCAAUACAACAUAUGAGACACCGCUAUACCCACCUCCGCGGAGUUCCAAUUGAUGGGUACCGCGAUGCUGUACCUCGCUUACUGAUUGGUAUUGAUAACCUGAGGCUGACACUGCCUUUGAAAACACGGGAAGGUGAACAAGGUCAUCCGGUAGCAGUGAAAACACGUCUGGGAUGGUGCGUUUAUGGAGGACAACGAGAUGGCCGUCGAGAACCUGUGAGCUUCCAUAUUUGUGAAUGUGAAGACGGAAGAUCGAUGGAGAACACCAUAACUGCAUAUUUCGCCACGGAGGAGGUAGGAGCCCGCCCAGUCGCUGAAGGUCUGUCGAAAGAAGAGCAACGUGCACUGCAGAUAUUGCAACAAACUACAAUCCAUGUCGGUACACGAUAUGAAUCUGGACUCCUUUGGCGAUAUGAUCACUUUGAACUGCCGGAUAGUUAUCCAAUGGCUUUCAAAAGGUUGCAGUGUCUACAACGCAGGAUGAACAAGGACCCGGUGCUGAAAGAAGAACUCCAUAGGCAGAUUCAAGAGUAUAUAAGAAAAGGGUACGCGCAUAGGGUCACAACCGAGGAAUUAGCAUCGAUCGAUCCACGGCAGCAAUGGUUCCUACCUUUAGGAGCGGUUGUCAAUCCUAAAAAACCGUCUAAAGUUCGAUUGAUUUGGGACGGGUCUGCAAAAGUCGAUGGCAUAUCUCUCAAUAGCAUGCUGUUGAAAGGACCCGACCAAUUAUCGUCUCUUCCAGCUGUUGUAUUUCGCUUUCGGCAGCACAAGGUGGCCAUAGUUGGUGACAUCAAAGAAAUGUAUCACCAAAUACGUAUCAGUAAGUCUGACCGGUAUGCGCAGUGCUUCUUAUGGUCACCCGAUCCCUCAUCAGAACCGGAAAUAAUGGUGAUGGAUGUGGCAACUUUCGGAGCUACUAGUUCCCCAGCAACUGCACAGUUCGUGAAGAACACGAAUGCCAUGAGAUUCGUCGAAAUGUUUCCGAGAGCAGUCGAUGGGAUCAUCCACAACCACUACGUGGAUGAUUACCUCGAUAGUUUCCCCAAUGAAGAACAGGCUAAACAGGUAGCGACCGAAGUUCGAGAAGUGCACAAAAGCGGUGGAUUUGAAAUCCGCAAUUGGUGCUCCAACAGUCAAGCGGUAUUGGAACACCUGGGUGCAGGGCAAGAAAAAUCAGUGAAAUGCUUGAAUCUGGAGAAUAAUAUUAUAUCAGAACGCGUUUUGGGCAUGCUGUGGAGGAGCGAAGAAGACGUAAUCUGUUUUGAGACUGCUAUGCGUGCGAACAUAAGGAUACUCAUCGAAACGAACAUCAAACCGACCAAGCGUCAGAUAUUGCAGUGUGUAAUGACGCUAUUCGAUCCCCUGGGCCUCUUGGCGCCUUACCUGAUAUUCGGAAAAAUCCUUAUCCAGGAUGUGUGA
Aedes albopictus (Asian tiger mosquito) is the source of this 5162-nucleotide messenger RNA. RefSeq lists its product as uncharacterized. The record is from RefSeq and is a predicted model, not a curated record. Bases 1332 to 5162 code for a protein of 1276 amino acids. Lineage: Eukaryota; Metazoa; Arthropoda; Insecta; Diptera; Culicidae. The transcript has 2 exons.